CCCCUGAUGAAAAUGUCAACAUUACUCGUAGUUCGAGGAAAAUAUUACCUAGCCGUAAUUACACAGUCAUUUCGAUCUGUUCCAAUUUUAAUGCGAACAAACAGCAAAAACUUUUCACAAACAAUUCACUCUGAAGACGAUAUCUCGAAUGUCAUAAACAGGUCUCUUGAAAAUUACACUGAUAAUACACUUGAACCAUAUCAGAUUGUUAAAUUCUCACUGGGAAAAAGCUUCACAAACUCUGGUAUAGACAUUAAACAAAUAAUAAAAGAUUCGAGAGGAAAACGAGUUGAUCAUUUUGCUUCAAAUGAAGACGAGAAAAACAUUCACACUUAUCAAAUUAAAUUUGCAUCAGUUUUUAAGGAGGGUUUCAAUGCCCUGUAUAAUACGGCAGAUGGUAAAUUAAGUAAAAGUGCAAAAUUGGACUUUGCAACUCAAGCUUUCAGGACAGGAUUUUUAGAAAACCAAGAUUUUCAUGAAAGAUGCUUAGAGAAGAUGUUUUAUACUAAAGAGGAAAGUGAAUUAUUCAGGACAGUACUUCUAGCUAACCAUCUGUUUGGGAGACUAGCAGCAAACUUUGUUCAGAAUUAUUUUGUAUCACAUGAUCACAGGUCACAUGACAUAUACAAUAAAUGUCCUUGUGAUGAGUGUGGAGAGAAAAUACUAUACAACAAUUCUGGUAUAGGGAGUGAAUUUCUGUGGUAUGGAUAUCCUGAUAUAAUGGUUAAUUCAAUUGGAGGAAGUACUAUGAUUGCAAGGCCUGAAAAAAUAGAUAGAGAUGAACAAAUAGCUGAAGGAGACACCUAUUUGAAAGCAGAUUUUGAUGAAAGACAGAUAAUUGAAAGUGAAGAAAAUAUUGCACUUCUAAGAUAUGAAAGGAAUGUAUCAAAGUUUGUCGCUCAAGCUGUCACAUUUUCUUUUUACCAAAAAUAUUAUCAGUUGAAAAUGAAUAAGAACAAGAGAAAUGUCGUUCCUGUUACUCUUGUUCCAAUGCUAGCCCUUACAGGAACUCAUUUUGACAUCUAUUUAUAUGACCAUGAAUAUGAUAUUCUUUUGCGUAAUAAAGGACCACCAAUUUCAUUAUGGAAAUGUGAAUAUCCCAAAGCUGAGUUAGAUAUGUCAUCGGUUCUUAAAAUUUGGAUGGUUUUCAAUCAUUUAACACUCAAAACAAGUCUUGAAGAAAAUAUGGUUCAAGAACUUAAAGGGUCAUGUGACUUUUUACAUGCCUUGUCAUCGGGACACAAAACUAUAAUAGGAGAGACUAUCAGUAUGAGGAACAGGUUUUAUCCAAGACGGUAUAAAGAGAUUGAUGCUCUUCCAUCACAAAGCCAGGAGAAGAUCCUGCACUUUCCAAAGCAAAAAGAUUCAAUAUGA
Mytilus trossulus (common blue mussel) is the source of this 1374-nucleotide messenger RNA. RefSeq lists its product as uncharacterized. The record is from RefSeq and is a predicted model, not a curated record. Bases 7 to 1374 code for a protein of 455 amino acids. Lineage: Eukaryota; Metazoa; Mollusca; Bivalvia; Mytilida; Mytilidae. The transcript has 3 exons.